This is a messenger RNA of Acanthosepion pharaonis, 1587 nucleotides long. The record is from the annotation of a GenBank genome assembly. Lineage: Eukaryota; Metazoa; Mollusca; Cephalopoda; Sepiida; Sepiidae.
AUGUCCAAGAGGAAGGUAUUAAAUCUGGCACGAGACGUCCGUCGAGUUGAUCCUGUUUCGUGCGCGCACAAAGCAGGAGAUUUGCGCGUGUCUGCUUCGAUCUCAUCAGUUCACCUUUAUUCUUCCUCACUCUCCCACAUCCACUCUCUAUCUCUUUCCCUAUCACGUCCUCUCUUCCUCUCUCUCCCUCUCUUUCCCAUAUCCUCUCAUUUUCUCUCCCACUUCCACACUCUCCCUUGCACGUCUUCUUCUUCUUUUUCUCUUCGACGUUCAAUCUCUCACCCAUGUCCUCUCUAUCUCUUUCCCUCCGCGUCCACUUUCUUUCUCUCUCUUGCCCAUGACCUCUCUUUGACUUUCUCUCCCACGUCCACUCUCUCCCUCCCACGUCCUCUCUUUCUCUUUUUCUCCCACGUUCAAUCUCUCUCUUUCUCUUCUACGGCCUCUCUAUCUUUUUCCCUCCCACGUCCACUCUCUUUCUUUCUCGCCCAUGUCCUCUCUUUCACUUUCUCUCCCACGUCCACUCACUCCCUACCGCGUCCUCUCUUUCUCUUUCUCUCUCACGUUCAAUCUCUUUCUCUCCCACCUCCACUCUCUCUCCCACAUUAUCUUUCUCCCCACUUCUACUUUUUAUCCAUCAAAUCCUCUCUUUCUCUCUCUCUCUCUUAUGUCCCCCUUUUCUCCCACGUCUUAUCUCUUCUUUCUCUCCAAAUUCCCCCCCUCUCUCUCUUUUUCUCCCUCUCUCCUACGUAUUCUAUUUCUCACCCACGUCUCUUUCUCUCCCAGGUCUUCUCUUUCUUUCUCACAUCCACUCCUUUCUACUACAUUCCCUCUCUCUAUCAACCCUUCUCUUUUUCCCACAUCAUCUCUAUCUCUUUACCACAUGGACUCCCUCCCACGGCCUCUCUUACCCUUUCUCUCCCACGUUCAAUCUCCACGUCCUCUCGCUCUCUUUCUCUCCCACGUCCACUCUCUCCCACAUCAUCUCUCUCUCUCUCUCUACUUCUACUUUUUCUCUAUCAAAUCCUCUAUCUCAUGCCCUACAUUUCUCUCAAGUCCUAUCUCUCUCUAUCUCUCCAAAGUUCACACACUCUCUCUCUCUCUGUCUAUCUAUCUAUCUUUCUCUUCUUUCUCCUACGUAUUCUCUUUCUCUCCCGCGUCUCUUUCGCUUCCAGAUCUUCUCUUUUUCUCUCACGUCUACUCCUCUCUCCCACAUCCUCUUUAUCUAUCAACCCUUUUCUUUCUCCCAUCCCCUCUCUCUCUCUUUACGACUUCCACUCUCUCUAUCUCACGUUCUCUCUUUCACUUUCACUUUCACUCCCGCGUCCGCUUUUUUCAAAUCCUAUGUCCCAUGUCCUCACCUUUUUCCAACGUGCUAUCUCUCUCUUUCUCUCCCACGUUCACUUUCUCACUUUCUUUCCCAAGUCCAGUCUCUUCCACUCUUUCAUGUCUUCUCUUUCUCUCCCAUGUUUACACCCUCUAUCCUACAUACUCUCUGUCUACCAUGUCCAAUCACUCUCUCCCACAACCUCUUUCUCUCUACGUUCCCUCAUUCUCUCUCUCCCAUGUCCACUCACUUAUAGGGAAUAA